AUGGCUGACACGGAGCUCCGCCAGCGCAAGGCCAAGGACAACGAUGGCAAGGCAAAUGAAAGCGCCAAGGUCCGCACGAGAACUUCGGAAGAUGAUAACCUAGGGUCAAUCCGCCUGGAUAUCUUACGAGUCUUGACUUUCUUGUUCGUUGCUUCGUGCGGUCUCAGCUAUGUCAUCAGCUCUGGCGAGAGCUUCUUCUGGGGCAUGCACAAUAAGCCGUAUUACCUGAAGCCUGAGUGGUGGAAGGCCAAGUUUGGUGGACCAAUUUAUCUUACCCCUGACGAACUCUCCCAAUACAACGGCUACGAAGAGGGCAAACCCCUGUACCUAGCUGUCAAUGGCACCAUAUUUGACGUAUCCAACGGCCUGCACAUGUAUGGUGUCGGUGGCUCGUACCACUUCUUCGCCGGUCGCGAUGCGUCGCGCGCCUACGUUAGCGGCUGCUUCGAGGAAGACUUGACCCCCGACAUGCGCGGCCUUGAAGAAAUGUACCUCCCCAUCGACGAUCCCGAAACUGAUUCCAAGUGGACCACGGCCGAGAUGAAGGAACUCAAGGAGCAGGAGCUGGCGGAAGCCAGCGAGAGAGUUUACAAUGGCCUGAAGCACUGGGUUGACUUUUUCACCAACAGCCCCAAAUAUCAAAUGGUCGGUUACGUGAAGCGCGAGGAAGGCUGGCUGGAAAAGCUUCCUACUCCUGUGCUGUGUAAAUCUGCCCAGCAAAAGCGCAAGAAGAGGGUCCCUCGGGAUCAACAGUAG
This is a messenger RNA of Cordyceps militaris CM01, 756 nucleotides long. RefSeq names its product heme/steroid binding domain protein. Gene Ontology annotation, cellular component: membrane; endomembrane system. The transcript has 2 exons. The coding region runs from base 1 to 756 and encodes 251 amino acids. The record is from RefSeq and is a predicted model, not a curated record. NCBI's taxonomy places the organism in Eukaryota, Fungi, Ascomycota, Sordariomycetes, Hypocreales, Cordycipitaceae.